AUAUUUUAUCGAUAAAUCCGCGGUCACACUGCAUGUCAGUUUAAAGGAAUUCAAUUUGCCAAAAAUUAAGCACUAGAAAAUAUAUUUUUAACCAAGCAAGAUGCUGACAGACACCGACGAUGACUUCUUCUUCGAGGAGGAUAAAAUACCCGGGCCAGUUCCCUUGCUCAUCCAGUUAGAUGGGGAUGCCGUGAAGAGUUCUCCACGCGAAAAGGAUGUUCUCGAGGAGGAGCCGAGGAACCACCACUCCUCCUCCUCCCCCUCCUCAAUCAACGAGACAACUGUUGUCCUGUGCUCGGGCUUCGGCUCCGACAGGUUUGGCAGCGAGUCGUCCACUAGGCAGAAAAAUGAGUUAGAUCGUUUGGGUAUGACGGUCACCACUAAUGCCGUCGUCAUUACCAAGGAUCAGAGCAACUUGAUUGGCAUCAGCAUUGGCGGUGGAGCACCCAUGUGUCCCUGCCUAUAUAUUGUACAGAUUUUCGAUGGGACGCCCGCCGCACGCGAGGGAUCCCUCCAGUCGGGUGACGAGCUGCUGGCUGUGAAUUCCGUCAGUGUGAAGGGCAAGACGAAAGUGGAGGUGGCCAAAAUGAUACAAACGGCCACCGAUGAGGUGAUCGUACACUAUAACAAACUCCACGCGGAUCCGGAACAGGGUAAAACUCUGGACAUCAUUCUCAAAAAAUUGAAGCAUCGGAUCGUGGACAACAUGUCAAGCAAUACGGCGGAUACUUUGGGACUGUCACGUGCCAUAUUGUGCAACGAUUCGCUGGUCAAGCGGCUGGAGGAGCUGGAGGGCACCGAACUGAUGUACAAGGGUCUGGUCGAGCAUGCCCGCCGUAUGUUGAAGGCCUACUAUGACCUGUUGCAGACGUACAAGUCGUUUGGCGAUUGCUUCACUCAGAUCUCAGCGCACGAGCCGCAACAACGGGCGUCGGAAGCCUUUCGCACCUUUGGCGAGUUCCAUCGGACGCUGGAGAAGGACGGCUUGGGCAUUAUCAAACAGAUCAAGCCAGUCCUGGCCGAUCUUGGGACAUAUCUAAACAAGGCGAUACCGGAUACAAAGCUUACGGUGCGUCGCUAUGCGGAUGCCAAAUUCACAUACCUCUCCUACUGCCUGAAGGUCAAAGAGAUGGACGAUGAGGAGCAUGGCUUCGCCUCGCUCCAGGAGCCGCUCUACCGCGUCGAGACAGGCAACUAUGAGUACCGUCUGAUCCUGCGCUGUCGCAUGGACGCGCGCAGUAAGUUUGCCAAAUUGCGCACAGAUGUCCUCGAGAAAAUGGAGCUGCUAGAGUGCAAGCAUGCCAUGGAUCUGAACAAACAGCUGCGAAGCCUUCUCGAGAGUCUGGCCGAACUGCAUCGAAGCCUGGUGGAGCGCCUGGAAUCCCUGCCGCCGCUCUUCCCCAUCGAGGUGGAUUUCAAGGAAACCGACUUUCAAUACAAGUCCAGCACUCUGAAGCCCCAAGAGCUGGAUGAUGAUGAGAUCGAAGCCAAUGCCAAUCCCAAUGCGCGUCCACCCAAUAUUGAUUGUGGCCUCGAGGCUGUCGAGCAGCCGGCAGCCAUCAUUAAUGUGGAAAUCAAGGAAUCCGUGGAGUCCACUGCUGCGCCAGAAUCAAAUAGCACGGAAAAUGAAACGCUGCUUAAGGAAUUGGGUCUCUACGAUGUGGACCUGCUAUCCAAUCCGCAAACCAUUAGCAACCAAAAAGAUUCCAUUUCGGCCCAAAACGAUGGCUACGACUUUGAUCUGUUUCUGAAUCAGGCCAAUGCAGCCUCCACUAGUCUGGAGCGCGAUUUGAUGUCAUCGAAUGCCGAAGAGAUGGAUCUGCUGUUGCAAUAAGUUCUCUGUAUAGUACAAUUGUGUGUUUAAUAAAUGUGUUUACAAAAAA
Drosophila pseudoobscura is the source of this 1883-nucleotide messenger RNA. RefSeq names its product protein interacting with PRKCA 1 (gene PICK1). Gene Ontology annotation, biological process: regulation of Arp2/3 complex-mediated actin nucleation; receptor clustering; dendritic spine maintenance. Lineage: Eukaryota; Metazoa; Arthropoda; Insecta; Diptera; Drosophilidae. The record is from RefSeq and is a predicted model, not a curated record. Gene Ontology annotation, cellular component: postsynaptic density; synaptic vesicle; neuron projection. Bases 101 to 1834 code for a protein of 577 amino acids. The transcript has 4 exons. Gene Ontology annotation, molecular function: phospholipid binding; protein kinase C binding; protein domain specific binding.